GUCACAUCUUUCUUCUCACCAACCCCCACAUCAAAGUUGUGCUACCAACUCUUUGAUUUUUUCAAUAGGUUUACCAAACUAAAUAAAGAAUUAUAAAGCCCUCAAUUUUGAACACCCAAAUCAAGAUUCAUCACAUCUUUUGUUUCUCUACUCCAUUUUUUUUUUGAUUUUGUUUUUGUGUAUCCAUAAAUGGGUAGUGAAACCAAGGUUUAUACUUUGGAAGAAGUAGCCCCCCACAACAAUGCCAAAGAUUGUUGGCUUGUUAUUAAUGGCAAGGUGUACGAUGUGACGAAAUUCUUGGACGAUCACCCUGGUGGCGACGAGGUUUUGUUGGCUGCUACUGGAAAGGAUGCAACCGAUGAUUUUGAGGAUGUCGGCCACAGCAGCAGUGCUCAAGCAAUGUUGGACGAAUACUACGUAGGGGCUAUUGAUUCAGCAACCAUCCCGACUAAAAAGCAGUACACUCCUCCCAAUCAGCCUCAUUACAACCAGGACAAGACAUCCGAGUUCGUAAUUAAGCUCCUCCAGUUCUUAGUUCCCCUGAUCAUUUUGAGCGUAGCUGUUGGCAUCCGCUUCUACACCAAACAAUCCGCUUGAAGAUUGAGUGCAACGGUAAAUUCAUAAUAAGAGUCCGAAUUUGCAACAUGUGACCCCCCUCUAUACCCACACCCAAAACCCCCCAUCAAAUUUUACUUCUUAGACUUCAUAUAGUCGCAUGUUCUUGUUGUAAUAGAUUGUUGAUUUAUCCUUAAUAGAAGUGGAUUCAAAAUUUUAAA
Messenger RNA from Solanum dulcamara, 776 nucleotides. RefSeq names its product cytochrome b5-like. NCBI's taxonomy places the organism in Eukaryota, Viridiplantae, Streptophyta, Magnoliopsida, Solanales, Solanaceae. The record is from RefSeq and is a predicted model, not a curated record. Gene Ontology annotation, cellular component: intracellular membrane-bounded organelle; membrane. Bases 190 to 597 code for a protein of 135 amino acids. Gene Ontology annotation, molecular function: heme binding. The transcript has 3 exons.